Messenger RNA from Synchiropus splendidus (mandarinfish), 3079 nucleotides. RefSeq names its product G-protein coupled receptor 22-like. Bases 1513 to 2829 code for a protein of 438 amino acids. Lineage: Eukaryota; Metazoa; Chordata; Actinopteri; Syngnathiformes; Callionymidae. The transcript is spliced from 3 exons. The record is from RefSeq and is a predicted model, not a curated record. Gene Ontology annotation, molecular function: G protein-coupled receptor activity; peptide binding. Gene Ontology annotation, biological process: G protein-coupled receptor signaling pathway. Gene Ontology annotation, cellular component: membrane.
GAGGAGCGCAGAGCGGGAUAGAGACAGCAGAAGUGUGAUGGUGUUGCACUGCUGCUCAGACACUGUGGCAGGAAGGGAGCGCAACUCAGAGUUGCAGGGAUGAAGAGUCGGCACAUACCAGUCCACAUGAAUGGAUGAGAAAAAGAAGGGGACAAAAGGAGGAAGGGAAGAGCCACUGUCGUGAAUUCGUCAUGACUGAUCUCUUCGGACUUGUUAUCCCCUGUUCAGGAGGUUGGAAGCAGAAGAAGGAACAUCUGUCAGUGGUGUGACACUUGCAUGUUCAUCGAUAUGCACUUGUGAUGCGUGGAUUACUGCUGGAGGGACCAACAGUUUGACUCAGUCCACUCAGAUUGUUGCCAGGCUGGAAGUGAGAGGGACAGCAGAGAGUAUUGACCAGCUCUGGAGCAUCUGUGUUUACCCUGCACGGUGAGCUUUGAUGGGGCGCGAGACUUAUUGCUUUGAUUCGCAGGGCUCAGCCGGGGACAGUCUAUGUGACGGUCACAGCGUGAGGAGGAUGUGUGUUUGAAGGACAGAUGGAUGAUACUGUAUUCAAGUCCUGCCUCCUCAUGUCAGAUUAUUGUCCGGUAAAUCCCUGAGACAUGCUCUCCGUCUGAUGAACUGACUUCCCAUGAGGAUGACCUUCGCACCGGCCCCUCGCACAUAUAAACGCCGUUAUCAGAAAUGUCAUGGUGGUCACAUGUCCGGGUGAUCUGGAAGUAAUCUGCUCAGCUCACGCGAACUCCAGUGAUUGAAGACCAAGCACGAGGAGGGAGAAAAGUCGGUGCCCCAUUUACAAGUCAAUGACGACUGCGUGGAGAAAAGAAUGACAGUUGAACGCCUCUUCCAUUCGUUCUCUUGCCGGAAUUUCUCGGCACUGCUGGACGCUGCUCACGCCAACUGACCUCAAGUGGACGUUAGUCGAGGAUAUACUGAGGACGAAUCUCUUGCAGGCCAAGGACUGGAUGUUACUCUUUUUUAUUCUUAGAGACAAUCUUCUUAGGGAGGAAAAAAAAGACAGGAUUUGGAUCAAACUCUGAGCCGUAAAUUACAACCCCUUGCUGAGGAACAAGUCUGUGUUUCUUUGUUUCGCUGGACGACUCUCCACUGUCUGGGAUUAUAAACAGAAGGUGUUUCUGACAUCUUAUCCCUUUUCCUCUCAGACCUCAACACUGCACAUCACCCAAGUAAACGAAAGACUAGUUUAUCACGGUACUUUCAUCUCUGCCGACCAACGGCGGCUGAUUCUCCGGUUUUCUAGCCAUUGUGUGAAGAGAGAAAAAGCCUGGCAGCUCCAAGACACUCGGUGGCAAGACAAGCAGGUGCUUUUUGUGCUGUCGGUUUUCUGGCGUGGACAAGAAGGAGAAACAAAACCGGACACUGUAGGGCCUCUGCCGUGCAAGACACUUUUAUCUGCUAUGUUUGGGAACAAUGCCCGUAUUUAUGGACCCACUAUGGACUACAUGGCCUAACAACAAAGACCUGAUGUACAGAUAGUGCUGGAGGGAAAGGAUAAUGCAUAUCCUUUCCUGUCCUAAAGGAGAAGCCACCAUGAGUAACGUCACGGUCACCGACAACACGGAGCCCAUCACCCGCACCAUGAGUCCAGAAACCCAGAGUACAUAUCCCUACCCCGUCAGUUUCCAGGUCUCCAUAACCGGCUUCCUGAUGCUGGAGAUCAUCUUGGGCCUGAGCUCGAACCUCACCGUGCUUGCCCUUUACUGUGUGAAGUCCAACCUCAUCAGCUCUGUCAGUAACAUCGUCACGAUGAACCUUCACGUGCUGGAUGUUCUCGUCUGCGUGUGCUGUAUCCCUCUCACCAUCGUGGUCGUGCUGCUCUCCCUGGAGGGAGACACAGCGCUGGUCUGCUGUUUCCACGAGGCGUGCGUCUCCUUUGCCAGCGUCGCCACGGCUGCCAACGUGCUGGCCAUUACCCUUGAUCGCUAUGACAUUUCAGUGAAGCCAGCAAACAGGGUUCUGACCAUGGGCCGAGCGCUUUCGCUAAUGGCUGGAAUAUGGGUGCUAUCAUUUGUCAGUUUUUUGGUGCCCUUUAUUGAAGUGGGCUUCUUUGCCAAGGGCCACUCAGACUUCAACCAGACAGCGGUCGAGAAUGUGGUGCACACCAACCAGUACUACACGGAACUGGGCCUUUACUACCACUUGUUGGCUCAGAUUCCCAUUUUCUUCUUCACCGCUGUCGUCAUGCUCAUCACCUAUUCGAAGAUACUGCAGGCGUUAAAUAUUCGCAUCGGCACACGUUUCCAUGCAUCGCAAAAGAAGAAGGCUCGUAGAAAAAAGCGACCAUCUAUGACGGCAAUGACGACACAACAAGAGGCCACAGAUGGAUCUCAGAGCAGCAGCAGUCGAAACCCCACGCUGGGCAUGCGCACCUCUGUCUCCGUCAUCAUAGCCUUACGCAGGGCUGUUAAGCGCCACAGAGAAAGGCGAGAGCGCCAAAAGAGGGUAUUCAGAAUGUCCCUCUUAAUUGUUUCCACCUUUCUACUGUGCUGGACCCCCAUCACAGUCCUCAACACUGUGAUCCUCAGCCUUGGCCCCAGUGACCUGAUGGUGAAGCUAAGACUGGGUUUCCUGGUCAUGGCAUACGGGACCACCAUCUUCCACCCUUUACUGUACGCCUUCACCAGGCAGAAGUUCCAGAAGGUCCUGAAAAGCAAGAUGAAGAAGCGAGUGGUGUCCAUUAUCGAGGCGGACCCAACCCCGAACAACGCUAUCAUCCACAACUCCUGGAUCGACCCGAAGAGGAACAAAAAGGUGACGUUCGAGGACAAAGAAGCUCAGCAGAAAUGUCUUUCCUCCGUGGAUGUGGAAUAAAGUCAUUUAAGGACGAGCCAAGAACAUUAAGAGCAGCUAACACUGACAUCAGGAAAUGGAGAAAAAGGGAAAAUGAUUAUCCAAAGUAAAGUACUGUUUAAGAACAGACAUGUGCAAUAGAAUGUACAAUAAAGAGGUGGAUAAUUUAUGACUAUUUAUUACAUAGAUUUCAUAGGUAUACCAUAAACUGUGCUGUAGGUAUUGCAUGGCUUUUUGUAAUGUAACUUAGAGCACAUUGUUUACAUAAUGA